Molecule: messenger RNA, 570 nt
Organism: Pollicipes pollicipes
Lineage: Eukaryota; Metazoa; Arthropoda; Thecostraca; Pollicipedomorpha; Pollicipedidae
Product: putative histidine-rich protein DDB_G0274557
Exons: 4
Coding region: 1-570 (189 amino acids)
Source: RefSeq, a predicted model, not a curated record
AUGAUGACGGAGGCUCAGCCGGCGUCCUCGCUUUUUGGACGAGCGCAGGGAGGCCUGGACUGGGCUGCCAAGCAAAGCCCAGAGAAGCGCCGACGCCCGGAGGCGCGCCGGCACCCAGAGAAGCACCGACACUCGGAGGCGCACGGGCACCCAGAGAAGCACCGACACUCGGAGGUGUGCGGGCACCCAGAGAAGCGCCGACACUCGGAGGUGUGCGGGCACCCAGAGAAGCGCCGACACUCGGAGACGCACCGGCACUCAGAGAAGCACCGACACUCGGAGGUUAAGCGCCGACACUCGGAGACGCACCGGCACCCAGAGAAGCACCGACACUCGGAGGCGCACCGGCACCCAGAGAAGCGCCGACACUCGGAGGCGCGCCGGCACCCAGAGAAGCGCCGACACUCGGAGGCGCGCCGGCACCCAGAGAAGCACCGACACUCGGGGGCACACUCGGCGGGCGAGCCCGCCACGGCGGCGGCGGCUGCGGUGGCGGCGGCGCAGUUCGCCUCGGGGGACGCGCUCCGUCGGCCGCUCGUUGGUAAUAUUGCGGGGAUGAUGGGUCACUGA